AUGGCGGAGAACCCGCAGCUGUUUGGGAGCGGGAUGCCGGUGCCGUUCUACGGCGAGAUGUUCGUCCUCGCCAGGGACGGCGUCGAGUUCCACGUCGACAAGAUCCCGUCAGCUCCUGGCGGUCAAGUGAAAACUAAAGGCACAAUUUACCUGUCUAAUAUAAGGAUGGUGUUUGUUGCCAACAAACCUGUUGGCAACUUCUUUGCUUUUGAUAUGCCACUGUUGUUUGUGCACGGUGAGAAGUUCAACCAGCCCAUAUUUCACUGCAACAACAUCUCUGGAUACGUUGAACCAGUUGUUCCAGACAAUCAGAACAGGGCCCUGUACUCAACUCACACCUUCAAGAUCUUGUUCAAGGACGGAGGCUGUGGUACUUUUGUUCCUCUCUUCCUGAACCUGGUUGCAUCUGUGCGGCGCUACAACCAGUUUGAAGCCCAGUCUGCUGCUAACAUGGCACCACGUGUGGACCCUCUGCAAGCUGCGCAAACUCCUGUUGAUGACAUGAUGCGUCAUGCGUAUGUUGACCCAAAUGAUCCUACUAAGAUUUUCCUUCAGCAACCUGCACCAGAAUCGCAGCUCAGGAGGAGAAACUACCACGGCCCAGCUGAUGCGAAUUAG
Miscanthus lutarioriparius is the source of this 618-nucleotide messenger RNA. The record is from the annotation of a GenBank genome assembly. NCBI's taxonomy places the organism in Eukaryota, Viridiplantae, Streptophyta, Magnoliopsida, Poales, Poaceae.